This is a messenger RNA of Raphanus sativus (radish), 2263 nucleotides long. Its product is annotated as AT-rich interactive domain-containing protein 1. The record is from RefSeq and is a predicted model, not a curated record. The coding region runs from base 285 to 1952 and encodes 555 amino acids. NCBI's taxonomy places the organism in Eukaryota, Viridiplantae, Streptophyta, Magnoliopsida, Brassicales, Brassicaceae. Gene Ontology annotation, molecular function: DNA binding. The transcript has 2 exons.
CUCUAUCUGUGAAAAACUUUGAUUUGUGACCCUAAACUUCUUCUUCGGUCACCAUCCAUCCGAAACCCAAACCUUGACAGAGAGAAAAUGGCGGGUCAAGGGGGGAGUGGGGUUUCGCGAAAUGGCCCUUACCUUUUUAAUUUUUUUUUUGUAUUUCCCGCUUAAAAAUUGCCCUAACUCCGCCAUGGAGUCGUAAUCGUAAGCAAACGAUUGUUGAUCUCGUCGUCGUCGUCGACGAAGUUUCCUAGGGUUUCAAUUUCUUUACCCAUUUUUGGUUACUGUUGAUGGGAUCUAUAAAUGGUUGUAGGGUUCGUUGCUCUCCGUCUUCGUCGAUGGCUGGAUGGUCGAUGGUAGCAGGAGACGAAGACUACGACGGCGACGGCGACGAUCUCUGCAAAACUCCGAGGAGUUUCGACCUGAACAAGUCCCCCGAAGCCGUCUCUCACUCAGAUUCGAUCGACGAACUCGUCUCCUCGUUCCGACGCUUACUCGAAUCAUUCGUCGUCGAGUAUUGUCCUCCGCCGCCUCUCCCUCCGGCGACCGUCGAUCUGUUCAGCCUCUUCGUCGGCGUGAGUCACAGAGGCGGUUUAAAAGCCGUUUCCGAGAAUAAUAAUGCUGCGACGGCUUGGGACGAAGUCGGUCGCGAGUGUGGAUUAGGGUUUGGCGACUCUGCGAAAUUGAUUUAUGUCAAGUAUCUCGCCGCACUUGCUCGAUGGUUGAACAGAGAUACUAGCGUGGAGUUGCCUGGGAUCUCGGAUGAUCUGAUUGGUAGGCUUAGAGAUUUCGUGUCUCGAGUGAAGAGGAAGUAUGAGUUGAGUAAUGAUGGUACAGAGGAGGUAGGAGCAGAGUUCAAAUGGUUUAUUUCGAAAACUAAGAGAAGAUAUGAUGAGUCUGUGAAGACAAGUGAGAAAGUUGUGAUGCUUGUUUCUGGUAGUAAUAAUAAGGAUUGUUCUUCGCCUGGGAAGAGGAAACGGGAGUGUUCUUUGGAGACUUUGAGAUGGUUAAGGGAGGCUGCUAAGGAUCCGUGUGACAUGUCUGUUGGUUCUUUGCCGGAUAGAUCAAAGUGGGAUUCUUAUGCAAGUGAAGAGCCGUGGAGACAGCUUCUUCUGUUUAGGGCUUCGAGAACAAACACUGAUCCGUCUUGUCAGAAGAUUUGGCAGAAAAUCCAGAAGAUGCAUCCGUCACUGUAUCAGGAUAGUGCUGGGCCUAGUUACAAUCUAAGAGAGAGACUCAGUUUGGAUGAGAGUCGGUUUAACGAGAGGAAAGCUGGGAAAGGCAAGAUAUCUUCUGAGGAUGGCUCGGGUUCAGAGGGUUCAGAUGAGGAGUAUGACGAGUCAUGGGCUCUAGUUGGCUCAGAGUUUCAAGCUGAAGUACCUGAGUGGACCGGCAUCACCACUGAGAGCGAUUCAAAGUGGCUGGGCACUCUGAUGUGGCCACUUAACAAAGAACAAAACAACAAUAAUCUUCUUAUCGAAAGAGACCCUAUUGGAAAAGGAAGACAAGAUCCUUGUGGCUGCCAAAAUCCAGGCUCUGUUGAAUGUGUCAGAUUUCAUAUCAAGAUAAAACAGGAGAAACUGAAACUCGAACUUGGCUCAGCUUUCUACAUGUGGUGUUUUGAUACAAUGGGUGAAGGUAAUCUGCAGUACUGGACAGACUUAGAGCUGAAGAAGGUCGUGUCUUUGAUGCCUUCUCCACCUACGCUUAUCCCGUCUUUCUUCGGGGAGCUCAAGAUUGCUCUUCCUUCGAAGAGCAGAGGAAAGAUUGUGAGCUACUUCUACAACGUGACGCUUUUGCAGUUUAGAGCAAAUCAGAGUAGAAUGACUCCUGAUGAGAUAGACAGUGAUACUGAUACACAAUACAGGCUUGCAACAGCGAGUGAGGAUCCAACCCUGGAAGCAAACACAUCUCAGAAACCCGUCCUGCUUACACCUAAGAAAAAAAGGCGUCGAUAGAGAGAGGUAGUAGUAGCCUUGAUGAAUGGGUCACCCUGUUGGGUUCUUAAGCUGGAGCGUCCAAUUUUUCUUUUCUUUCCAUCUCCUAUAUUGCCACUGAAACUGCUUACAAAACUCUGGGAGGAGAAAGGGUUUUAGUAUUGAGGUAAAUACUUCCAUCACUCUCACUCUUUUUGAUGAUUCUACCUGAGUAUUCUUUCUUUUGGUUUUAAACGACUGAUGAAUCAGAGAAGAGGUUUCUCCCAAAUACAAGUACAGUAAAAUUUUCGGAUUAUAUUGGUGAAUACAACAGAGGCAAAAUUUCAUUGCUA